This is a messenger RNA of Schistosoma curassoni, 1260 nucleotides long. NCBI's taxonomy places the organism in Eukaryota, Metazoa, Platyhelminthes, Trematoda, Strigeidida, Schistosomatidae. The record is from the annotation of a GenBank genome assembly.
AUGUCACACAGGAAAUUCUCUGCUCCGCGUCACGGUUCUCUCGGGUUUACACCUAAAAAGCGCUGUCGACGCAUCCGAGGGAAAUGCAAGGCAUUCCCAUGGGACAAAAGAUCUCUUCCACCUCAUCUGACUGCUUUCAUGGGAUAUAAAGCAGGAAUGACUCACAUUGUUCGUGAAGUUGAUCGACCUGGAUCCAAGGUUCAUAAGCGUGAGGUUGUUGAACCAGUAACUAUAAUGGAAUGCCCACCUAUGGUAAUCGUUGGGAUGGUUGGGUACGCACCAACUGCCAAGGGUUUAAGGACUUUUAAGACUGUCUGGGCAGAACAUCUUACUGAAGAAUUCAAACGUCGGUUUUACAAAGAUUGGUGCAAGUCUAAGAAAAGAGCUUUCCUUAAAUCGUCUAAGAAAUGGUUAUGUGAAGCAGGCCUUGCACAGAUAAAGCGUGAUCUGAAAAAAAUCAAAAAGUAUUGUACGGUUGUUCGAGCGAUUGCACACACACAGAUGCGCCUGAUGAAACAUCGUCAGAAGAAGUCACAUAUCAUGGAAAUCCAAGUAAAUGGUGGGACUAUUUCACAGAAGGUCGAUUGGAUUCGCCAGCAUUUCGAGAAGCAGAUAUCUGUUUCAAACGUGUUUUCGCAAGAUGAAAUGAUUGAUGUUAUAGGUGUCACUAAAGGUAAAGGUUUUAAAGGCGUUACUUCUCGCUGGCACACCAAAAAGCUUCCUCGAAAAACCCACAAAGGUUUGCGUAAAGUAGCUUGUAUUGGUGCGUGGCAUCCUGCACGUGUAGCAAGAUCAGUUGCUAGGGCUGGUCAAAAGGGUUACUUCCACAGAACAGAGUUAAACAAGAAGAUCUACAGAAUUGGAAUGGGUUUACAAGCUCAGCUAGAGGUUGCGAAGGCAGAAGCCUCUAAGGAUGAUAAAGAUAAAAAUGCAGUACCUAAACCUAAAGGCAAUGCGUCCACAGAGUUCGACUUAACGGCUAAAAACAUCACCCCUAUGGGUGGUUUCCCACACUACGGUGAAGUCAGGAACGAUUACGUCAUGAUCAAGGGUUGCUGUAUGGGACCCAGGAAGCGUGUCAUAACACUUAGGAAAACAUUGAUUCCUCAAAUUAAGACACGAUCAAAGGAGAAGAUUGUCCUGAAAUUUAUUGAUACAUCAUCCAAGUUUGGUCAUGGUCGGUUCCAGACUCGUGCUGAAAAACAGGCUACUAUGGGUCCUUUGAAAAAGUGUCUAGGACGCGCGAAGGUCGUCGCAUAA